UUUUGCAAGUAUUUGACCAAUAGAACAUGAGGCAUGGAAGAGUUCUAAGGUUGUCCGCUGCUUUGGGCUGAGCAUCAUCAUCUUUGCCCAAGUGGAUUUAGGCUUCCAAGACAGGCCUUCAGACAGUCCAAUGGCAGACCAAAGGAUGGACAUAUCUUCUACAAUUAGUGACUUUAUGUCACCAGACCCUGCUGACUUGAUCUCCAGUUCCCUUAGCACUACAGGAAUGGACUGUAAUAGGAAAAGAAAGGGAAGCUCAACUGAUUAUCAGCUCGAUGGCUUUCCUUUUGAGGAAGGUAUGGAUACAGAUAAAGAUGACCAACAUGGAAGACUGGAGUAUGCAGACCAACAAGGCAGGAUAAAAAAUGCAAGGGAGGCUCACAGUCAGAUCGAGAAGAGGCGCAGGGACAAGAUGAACAGUUUCAUAGACGAGCUGGCCUCGCUGGUGCCCACGUGCAAUGCCAUGUCCCGCAAGCUGGACAAGCUCACCGUACUCAGGAUGGCUGUCCAGCACAUGAAAACACUUCGUGGUGCUACAAACCCAUAUACAGAAGCUAACUACAAGCCUGCUUUUCUAUCAGAUGAUGAAUUAAAACAUCUUAUUCUCAGGGCAGCAGAUGGAUUUCUUUUUGUUGUGGGCUGUGACAGAGGGAAGAUACUGUUUGUUUCAGAAUCUGUCUUCAAGAUCCUCAACUACAGUCAGAAUGAUUUGAUUGGUCAAAGUUUAUUUGAUUAUCUCCAUCCUAAAGACAUUGCCAAAGUGAAGGAGCAGCUCUCUUCUUCUGACACUGCGCCACGAGAAAGACUCAUAGAUGCAAAAACUGGGCUCCCUGUCAGGACAGACAUCACGCCCGGGCCCUCGCGCCUCUGCUCCGGAGCGCGCCGCUCCUUCUUCUGCAGGAUGAAGUGCAACAGGCCCUCUGUCAAAGUAGAGGACAAGGAUUUCCCUUCAACCUGCUCAAAGAAGAAAGCAGACCGCAAAAGCUUUUGCACUAUUCAUAGCACAGGCUACUUAAAAAGCUGGCCUCCCACGAAGAUGGGGCUGGAUGAGGACAACGAGCCAGAUAACGAGGGCUGCAAUCUGAGCUGCCUGGUGGCCAUCGGGAGGCUCCAUCCCCACGUGGUGCCGCAGCCGGCCAACGGCGAGAUCCGCGUCAAGCCCACCGAGUACGUGUCCCGGCACGCCAUCGACGGCAAAUUCGUCUUCGUGGACCAGAGGGCAACAGCCAUCCUGGCAUAUUUACCCCAGGAACUUCUAGGUACUUCGUGUUAUGAAUAUUUUCAUCAAGAUGAUAUAGCACAUCUUGCAGAAUGUCACAGACAAGUUUUGCAGACAAGAGAAAAAAUUACAACUAACUGCUACAAGUUUAAAAUAAAAGAUGGCUCUUUUAUUACGUUGCGGAGUCGCUGGUUCAGUUUCAUGAACCCUUGGACCAAAGAAGUAGAAUACAUUGUCUCCACAAACACAGUUGUUUGCACCACGGUCCUGGAGAGUGGGGAUGGGGCCUUUCCCCAGCUGGCAGCAUCCCCACACAGCAUGGACAGCGUGCUCCAGGCUGGAGAAGGUGGCCCCAAAAGGACCCAUCCCACUGUGCCUGGAAUUCCAGGUGGAACAAGAGCUGGGGCGGGUAAAAUAGGGAGGAUGAUUGCUGAAGAAAUCAUGGAGAUUCACAGGAUAAGAGGAUCUUCACCUUCCAGCUGUGGCUCAAGUCCCCUGAACAUCACCAGCACCCCCCCGCCCGACACAUCCUCGCCAGGAGGGAAGAAGAUCUUGAAUGGUGGCACUCCAGACAUUUCUUCAGCUGGGCUACUGUCAGGACAAAUCCAGGAUAAUUCUGGGUACCCGUAUUCUGACAACUCCUCUAUCCUGGGGGACAACUCCCACAUCGGCAUGGACAUGAUCGACACGGAGCAGGGCUCCAGCAGCCCCAGCAACGACGAGGCAGCCAUGGCUGUCAUCAUGAGCCUGCUGGAGGCCGACGCGGGGCUCGGUGGCCCCGUGGACUUCAGCGACCUGCCCUGGCCCUUGUAAAUCCUCCAGCACCCCAGAUCCAAGUGCAUUUACUGGUGGAGCUCCGCAGCCUGUGAAACUCGUGGGACUGAGAGGCUUUUAUGUGGGAACUUCAUAAAAGCUGUGUCAGAACGCAACUCAUCCUACCAUGUGUAACUUCAGACAAAGUGGAAUAACCUGCUACAGUGUUCUGUGUUGAUUCGGUUAGCUGUGUAUAGCUUGCGAUACUUGUAUAUUUUGGAUUCUGUUGUUGGAAAUUUUUUUUAAAUCACUGUGCAACUCACUGGCAUCAGUGGUAGCUUUUAUAUGCAAAUGACCAUUUCAGAUGUAUGGUGUGUUUUUACACUGCAAAACAGUCCCCAUGUGGAUAUUUCUUAUACUAAUUGUACCAUAAAGCUGUUUAUUCUUUCUUGUAAGAAUCCUUUACUAUAAAUAUUGUUAAAGUGUAAUGUAUUAGACAGUUAAAUAUUUUUAAAAUAAAUGUUUCCCUUGUUCUAAGAUGGAGCAUUUACUUUGAUAAAUAAAUUUGAUAAAA
Messenger RNA from Cinclus cinclus, 2546 nucleotides. It is a transcript of the gene BMAL1, whose product is annotated as basic helix-loop-helix ARNT like 1. Gene Ontology annotation, molecular function: protein dimerization activity; DNA-binding transcription factor activity, RNA polymerase II-specific; RNA polymerase II cis-regulatory region sequence-specific DNA binding. Gene Ontology annotation, cellular component: cytoplasm; nucleus; aryl hydrocarbon receptor complex. The transcript is spliced from 18 exons. The coding region runs from base 131 to 2032 and encodes 633 amino acids. The record is from RefSeq and is a predicted model, not a curated record. Lineage: Eukaryota; Metazoa; Chordata; Aves; Passeriformes; Cinclidae. Gene Ontology annotation, biological process: circadian rhythm; regulation of transcription by RNA polymerase II.